Molecule: messenger RNA, 1650 nt
Organism: Penicillium canescens
Lineage: Eukaryota; Fungi; Ascomycota; Eurotiomycetes; Eurotiales; Aspergillaceae
Product: sugar porter family MFS transporter
Exons: 2
Coding region: 1-1650 (549 amino acids)
Biological process (GO): transmembrane transport; carbohydrate transport
Cellular component (GO): plasma membrane
Molecular function (GO): carbohydrate:proton symporter activity
Source: RefSeq, a predicted model, not a curated record
AUGGGUGUCGAAUCCUCUACCCACCAUGGGGAGUCCAUCACCCAGGCUCAACAGCCAACCCUCGAUACCUCCUCCCACAAUAGCCCCAUUCAAAAACCCAUGCGCCCCGUGGGCGUCGAUACCCCGAUCCCUCGGAUCACCAUGCGUUCCUUGGUGAUGGCCCUUUUCGUCUCGAUGGGUGGUCUCCUGUUUGGAUAUGACACUGGUCAGAUCUCCGGCUUCCAGGAAAUGAGCAACUACCUGGAGCGGUACGGUCAGCUUGGCGCCGACGGCUCAUACUCUUUCAGCGCUACGCGGUCUGGUUUGAUCGUCGGUCUGCUCUCUAUUGGUACUAUGAUCGGUGCCCUAGUCGGUGCUCCCGUUGCUGAUAAGCUCGGCCGCAAGUGGUCUAUCACCUUUUGGUGUAUGGUUCUCAACAUUGGAUUGAUUGUUCAAAUCGCCUCUCCGGAUGGCCACUGGUACCAAAUGGUCGUCGGCCGUUGGGUCACUGGUCUUGGCGUCGGAGGCUGCUCCCUUCUCGUGCCUAUGUACCAGGGUGAAAGUGCUCCCCGUCAUAUCCGUGGUGCUAUGAUCAGUUGCUACCAACUGUUUGUUACCCUUGGAAUCUUCCUGGCCUAUUGCAUCAACUUGGGUACCCACACAAUGGACGGCACUGGUCAGUGGCGCAUCACCCUCGGUCUCACCUUCCUCUUCGCGUUGGUCCUUGGCGGUGGUAUGGUCUUCUUCCCCGAAAGUCCUCGCUACGAGUUCCGUCACGGAAAGGUGGAAAGCGCCCAGCGUACCCUAGCAAAGCUCUAUGGUAUUCCAGAGAAUCACGUCCGGAUCAUGGAAGAAAUGGACGAGAUUCGCGAACAGUUUGAAGCCGAGUCUGAUGACCAGAAAUGGCAUGAGUUCAUCACUGCUCCCCGCAUGUUCUAUCGUAUUGCUCUUGGCAUGGUCCUUCAAUCGCUGCAGCAGCUCAGUGGUGCUAACUAUUUCUUCUACUAUGGUACAACUAUUUUCGAAGGCGCUGGCAUCUCAGACAGCUUCAUUACUCAGGUCAUCCUUGGUGCUGUGAACUUUGGAACUACAUUUGGUGGUUUGUAUGUCGUUGAAAACUUUGGCCGACGCAAGUCUCUUAUUUUUGGAGCCGGCUGGAUGUUUGUCAUGUUCAUGAUCUUCGCAUCAAUUGGUCAUUUCGUGCUGGACGUGGAAACCCCUACCAACACUCCUAAUGCUGGCAAGGGAAUGAUUGUGGUCGCAUGUCUGUUUAUCGCAGCAUAUGCCAUGACCUGGGGCCCUAUGGUCUGGGCUAUUGUGGCUGAGCUAUUCCCAUCCAAGUACCGUGCCAAGGGUAUGGCUCUCGCCACUGCAACCAACUGGCUGUGGAACUUCCUGAUCAGUUUCUUCACCACCUUUAUCACAAAAGACAUCGACUUUGCGUACGGCUAUGUCUUUGCUGGUUGUCUCUUCUUCGCCACUCUGAUCGUUUAUUUCUUUGUGAUUGAAGGAAAGGGUCGCACACUGGAGGAACUUGAUUGGAUGUAUGUCAACAAGGUUGUCCCCUGGAAGAGCAGCAGCUAUGAGAUUCCUCAGCGCCAGGAGUGGGCCGCCGACGAGAGCCCUUAUGGGCGUAAGGAGGAGCAGAUGUACCACGCAGAGAACGCCUGA